Molecule: messenger RNA, 1332 nt
Organism: Juglans microcarpa x Juglans regia
Lineage: Eukaryota; Viridiplantae; Streptophyta; Magnoliopsida; Fagales; Juglandaceae
Exons: 2
Coding region: 125-1132 (335 amino acids)
Source: RefSeq, a predicted model, not a curated record
AAAAAAUACAGUAAAGUCAAGCCAGCUUGUCGUGUUCGUCGGUCUUUAUAUCUUUUGGGAAUUGGAUUUGGGGCUAAUGUUACAGAUGUUCAUCAUUCCAUCGUGGUGAAACUUGGGCUUGGAAAUGAAAGGUUCGGAGAUGGAGAACACGCAUAUGAUGCUGGAGCAAAAGCUGCUGGAGGACAAUCUUGCCAUGCCAAACCAGAAGCUGGAGGUCCUUGAUAUCCUUAAAGCAGCUCCAACAAUCUUUUUCAAGAAUUUCAGUUUCAUCAUCUUCCUCCUUUUCAUUUCCCUCCCUCUUUUCUUCUUCAUGGUUUACUACGAAAUUUUCCUUCAAAGAACUCUGACAAAUAUUCUAGAGCAAUCUCAUAGUCAUGACUUAGAAUAUCAUCGUUGGUCAGUAGUAACUUCUGAAGUUACAACCGAAUUAAGAACGACUUUUUCUCAUCAACUGGUUCAACUCGGUUUCCUUUAUCUGGUGCCCUUUCAUCUUCUUGAGCUUUGCACUGUGAUUGUAACGGUGGAUUUGGCAUCAAAGAUAUACGCAGAAGAUAGACCAAUACUGACUCUGAAGGAGAUGCUGUACAAACCGAUUUAUGGAGCAAGAAUAAGAGGUACUUUUAUCACAUCCUUUUACGUUAUUCUCUUAUCAACUUGUAAUCUGCUCGGAUUGGUAUGGUUAGCAACAAGCUACCAUGUAUUUUGGAGAACAUCGGAUUUACAGGUGCCAUUUCUACUGUUCUACGGACCGGUUUUCAUAGCUUUGCUACUAAAAUACUUGGAAUGGAGUGCGGUGUGGAACGUGAGUAUCGUCAUUUCAGUGUUGGAGGGGACUUUCGGGGUUCGAGCAAUGGCGCUUUCUGCUCGUUUUAAUAGAGGCAAUGAGCGGCGUGGGCUACUUUUGAUGGCUGUUUUCUUUGUUUGGGGACUGGAUUUGAGGCUGCCAUGCCUCUAUUUUAGAUGCUAUGAAGGAGAGAUUAUGGGAAUUGUUGCACAAGUUGGGUUGUUCUGCUUGGGGAAUGUGCUGAAAUGGGUGGCCUGCAUGUUAUAUUUCUAUGAUUGUAAGAAGCAGACUCUAGAGAAGAAGGUUGAUGUGGAAGCAGGGAGAGAAAUCAAAGUCGUUGAUGCAUAAUUACUGCAGCAAAUACUCACGAAUGCUUAAUAAACUUGGUGAAAGAACUUGGAUCUUGUAAAAGAGAAUGCCUUACGAAAUUGGUUGUUCUUUUGGCCGUCUAGGAGGCGGUCCUCUCUCUGUCUCUCUCUCUCUCUCUCUCUCUCUCUCAGAGCAAUCACACUCCGGUAUAGCUUUGGCAUUGCCUAAAGAUUUUUUUA